AUGUCAGGGCAUCAUCAUCAUCAUCACCAUGGGGGCCAUUGCCAUGGAGAAGAUGGCCACGACCACUCAGACGACAUCACCCCCGCCGUCCAGUCCCUGCUUUACUCCCAGAUCCAGUUUGACUCCAUAGUCACCCUAAACGAGGCGACGCCGAAAUCCGGUGCUGCUAUUGUGCAGAAAACCUGGACUGAAAGACUUAAUGAUAACCCGGAGCUUGAGAGCGAUGCUGAUGAGCAGUUGCUCAUGUAUAUCCCUUUCGCCGGACAAGUAAAGCUACAUUCCAUCCUCCUAUACACGGCACCGACUCCCUCCGCGCCCAAGACGCUCAAGCUCUUCAAGAAUCGCAACGACCUCGAUUUCAGCACAGCAUCAGAUCUCACCCCAACGCAGACUGUCGAAGUCCCACAGCCAGUGCCUGGUGCAGAUGUCUUCGAGUUACCGCUGAAUCGCGCACACUGGAAUGCGACGACUUCCAUCACCUUAUUCUUCGAGGAUAACUGGAGUGACGGGGAGGAAGAGGUAACUAAGGUGGGAUACGUUGGCUUCAAAGGACAAUUUAUGGCGCUGAGUAGGGAACCAGUCAGCUUCCUUUACGAGGCUGCUGCAAACCCUAGUGACCAUGUUGCCAUCCAGGGUGUGGAGGGCGUAGGUGGAAGGAUAAUGCCGGGACAGUAA
Paecilomyces variotii is the source of this 675-nucleotide messenger RNA. RefSeq names its product PITH domain-containing protein. The transcript has 3 exons. Lineage: Eukaryota; Fungi; Ascomycota; Eurotiomycetes; Eurotiales; Thermoascaceae. Gene Ontology annotation, cellular component: nucleus. The coding region runs from base 1 to 675 and encodes 224 amino acids. The record is from RefSeq and is a predicted model, not a curated record.